Messenger RNA from Tinamus guttatus (white-throated tinamou), 875 nucleotides. The record is from RefSeq and is a predicted model, not a curated record. NCBI's taxonomy places the organism in Eukaryota, Metazoa, Chordata, Aves, Tinamiformes, Tinamidae.
CACCUCGCGUUGCGCUCUCUCUUGCAGCUGCGUAAAUGAGUAUGGAAGAUUAUGAUUUCCUCUUCAAAAUUGUUUUGAUCGGCAACGCCGGUGUGGGGAAGACCUGCCUAGUGCGACGCUUUACUCAGGGGCUUUUCCCACCAGGUCAAGGAGCCACGAUUGGGGUUGACUUUAUGAUUAAAACUGUGGAGAUCAACGGUGAAAAAGUAAAGCUGCAGAUCUGGGACACGGCCGGCCAGGAGCGGUUCCGCUCCAUCACGCAGAGCUACUACCGCAGCGCCAACGCGCUCAUCCUCACCUACGACAUCACGUGCGAGGAGUCCUUCCGCUGCCUGCCCGAGUGGCUGCGCGAGAUCGAGCAGUACGCCAGCAACAAGGUCAUCACCGUGCUCGUGGGCAAUAAGAUUGAUUUAGCUGAUAAGAGGGAAGUCUCGCAGCAAAGAGCGGCCGAGUUUUCCGAAGCGCAAGACAUGUACUACCUGGAAACCUCUGCAAAAGAGUCGGAUAACGUGGAAAAACUCUUCCUGGACUUAGCUUGUCGCCUGAUCAGCGAGGCCCGGCAGAACACCCUCGUGAACAACGUGGCAUCCCCGCUACCAGGAGAGGGGAAAAGCAUCAGCUAUUUGACUUGCUGUAAUUUCAAUUAAAGAGCUGCCACCCGAUUCCCUGUCCCCCAUGGGCCAAAAGGAUUUUUUUUUCCCUGGGAUUCGUCUCCUCGAGGGAUUGCUGCCACUUUGACCCAUCUGACUUGCCCCUGAGCCAGGUUGCAGAUCUAGCCGCAUGGCAGGCUGACAGCUCCAGCUGCAUGGCAACAUAGCAGAAUAUAACGUGGUUUCAUUUCAGUUUUUUUGCGGUCUCUGGAGUUGGUUAGAAGA